CUCCAAGGUGGUUUGAGGGUCUCCAGAGUUGGUUUGAAGGUCCCUGUGGUUCUCCAAGGUGGUUUGAGGGUCUCCAAAUGUGGUUUGAGGGUCUCUAAACUUGGUUUGAAGGUCCCUGAGGUUCUCGAGAUGUGGUUUAAGGUUCUCCAGAGUUGGUUUGAAGGUCCCCAGGGCCCACAGAUGUGGUUUGAGGUUCUCCAAAGUUGGUUUGGAGAUCCCUGAAGUUCUCUAAGGUGGUUUGAGGGUCUCCAGAGUUGGUUUGAAGGUCCCUGAGGUUCUCCAAGGUGGUUUAAGGUUCUCCAGAGUUGGCUUGAAGGUCCCUGAGGUUCUCGAGAUGUGGUUUGAGGUUCUCCAAAGUUGGUUUGAAGGUCCCUGAGGUUCUCUAAGGUGGUUUGAGGGUCUCCAGAGUUGGUUUGAAGGUCCUUGAGGUUCUCCAAGGUGGUUUGAGGGUCCCCAGAGUUGGUUUGAAGGUCCCUGAGGUUCUCGAGAUGUGGUUUGAGGGUCUCCAGAGUUGGUUUGAGGGUCUCCAGAGUUGGUUUGAACAUCCCUGAGGUUCUCUAAGGUGGUUUAAGGUUCUCCAAGGUUGGUUUGAAGGUCCCCAAGGCCCACAGAUGUGGUUUGAGGGUCCCCAAAGUUGGUUUGAAGGUCCCUGAGGUUCUCUAAGGUGGUUUGAGGGUCUCCAAAGUUGGUUUGAAGGUCCUUGAGGUUCUCCAAGGUGGUUUGAGGGUCUCUAAAAGUGGUUUGAAGGUCUCUGAAGUUGGUUUGAAGGUCCCUGAGGUUCUCCAAGGUGGUUUGAGGUUCUCCAGAGCUGGUUUGAAGGUCCCCACGGUUCUCUAAGAUGGUUUGAGGGUCUCCAGAGUUGGUUUAAAGGUCCCUGAGGUUCUCCAAGGUGGUUUGAGGGUCCCCAAAGUUGGUUUGAAGGUCCCUGAGGUUCUCUAAGGUGGUUUGAGGUUCUCCAGAGUUGGUUUGAAGGUCCUUGAGGUUCUCCAAGGUGGUUUGAGGGUCCCCAAAGUUGCUUUGGAGAUCCCUGAGGUUCUCCAAGGUGGUUUGAGGUUCUCCAAAGUUGGUUUGAAGGUUCCCAAGGCCCACAGAUGUGGUUUGAGGGUCUCCAAAGUUGGUUUGAAGGUCCCUGAGGUUCUCCAAGGUGGUUUGAGGGUCUCUAAAAGUGGUUUGAAGGUCUCUGAAGUUGGUUUGAAGGUCCCUGAAGUUCUCUAAGGUGGUUUAAGGGUCUCCAAAGUUGGUUUGAAGGUCCUUGAGGUUCUCCAAGGUGGUUUGAGGGUCUCCAAAGUUGGUUUGAGGGUCCCCAGGACCCCCAACCCAACCCCUCCACAUCUCCCCCCCCAGGCCAAAGCGGCGCCGGCAACAACUGGGCCAAGGGUCACUACACGGAGGGCGCCGAGCUGGUGGACUCGGUGCUGGACGUGGUGCGCAAGGAGGCCGAGAGCUGCGACUGCCUGCAGGGCUUCCAGCUGACCCAUUCCCUGGGGGGCGGCACCGGCUCGGGCAUGGGCACCCUGCUGAUCUCCAAGAUCCGCGAGGAGUACCCCGACCGCAUCAUGAACACCUUCAGCGUGGUGCCCUCGCCCAAAGUGUCGGACACGGUGGUGGAGCCCUACAACGCCACGCUGUCGGUGCAUCAGCUGGUGGAGAACACGGACGAGACGUACUGCAUCGACAACGAGGCGCUCUACGACAUCUGCUUCCGCACCCUCAAGCUGACCACGCCCACCUACGGCGACCUCAACCACCUGGUGUCGGCCACCAUGAGCGGCGUCACCACCUGCCUGCGCUUCCCCGGGCAGCUCAACGCCGACCUGCGCAAGUUGGCCGUCAACAUGGUGCCCUUCCCGCGGCUGCACUUCUUCAUGCCGGGCUUCGCGCCGCUGACGUCGCGGGGCAGCCAGCAGUACCGCGCCCUCACCGUGCCCGAGCUCACCCAGCAGGUGUUCGACGCCAAGAACAUGAUGGCCGCCUGCGACCCGCGGCACGGGCGCUACCUGACGGUGGCCGCCGUCUUCCGGGGCCGCAUGUCCAUGAAGGAGGUGGACGAGCAGAUGUUGAACGUGCAGAACAAGAACAGCUCGUACUUCGUGGAGUGGAUCCCCAACAACGUGAAGACGGCGGUGUGCGACAUCCCGCCGCGGGGGUUGAAGAUGGCCGUCACCUUCAUCGGGAACAGCACGGCCAUCCAGGAGCUCUUCAAGAGGAUCUCGGAGCAGUUCACGGCCAUGUUCCGGCGCAAGGCGUUCCUGCACUGGUACACGGGAGAAGGGAUGGACGAGAUGGAGUUCACCGAGGCCGAGUCCAACAUGAACGACCUCGUCUCCGAGUACCAGCAGUACCAGGACGCCACGGCCGAGGAGGAGGAGGAUUUCGGGGAGGAGGCCGAAGAGGAGGCUUGAGGGGGUUUGGUCCUUGUGGUGGUGGUGGUGGUGGUGGAGUGUCUUCUCCUGCCUCGGGUGUCGUCAUUGUCGUCGUCGGUGUUGGCAUCGGGCACGGGCGGCAGCGGAGUUCCCACCCUGACCUUCAGC
Parus major (Great Tit) is the source of this 2531-nucleotide messenger RNA. Its product is annotated as tubulin beta chain-like. Lineage: Eukaryota; Metazoa; Chordata; Aves; Passeriformes; Paridae. The record is from RefSeq and is a predicted model, not a curated record. The transcript is spliced from 2 exons. Gene Ontology annotation, molecular function: GTP binding; GTPase activity; structural constituent of cytoskeleton. Bases 1506 to 2402 code for a protein of 298 amino acids. Gene Ontology annotation, cellular component: microtubule; cytoplasm. Gene Ontology annotation, biological process: mitotic cell cycle; microtubule cytoskeleton organization.